AGCUAAAAUUUAUUUGACAACACAUAAAAACAUUAUUGACAAUAAUUACUAAUAGUGUUCAAUUUAUUAUUUCGAAUUUAGCUCUGAUUGUAAUGCAUUUAAAAGAAAUCGUAGUACUUAAUAUAAGGGCACGCAAAUAAGUUCCUAAGACAUUUUACAAUAAUUUGGUGUCAACAUCAUGAAAGACGAAAUGACUAAAGAGUUUUCUUUAAAAGAUGUAAAAACCGAAAUAGAAAUUGAAAUAGAAGAAAAUGACUUGUCUACCGAAAAUGUUAAAACAGAAAAGCAUUACGAUUUUUACGGCUUCAAUACUGAAGAAGUUUUUGACAGCGUCCAAGCUAAUUUUAAUUUUAAAUGUAAAUUUGAAUGCACGUUUCGAAUUUUGAGAGAGAGUAUGGAAAUGGGGAAGAACACAUUUAAGAAAAAAGCAAAAUUAACAUUAAAAAAGAAAAGGAAAGUAUUAAAAACAUUUUGCGACAAGGUUUUUAACAAAGGUUUUCCAAAGGAUUUACAAAGAAAAAAACACCGUUCCCAUCAUUUUAAACGACACCCAAUCAUUUGCCACAUAUGUGGAAAAUUAUUUAUAAAAAAAGGCGAAUACAACAAGCAUUAUUGCACUUAUUUCCUAAAAAUAAGCAAAACUAAAACCCAGAAUAAAAAAAUUACCAAAAAUCAAGACAAUACCGAUAAAAACUAUUAUUUCAGUCAAGACAAAUUUAAGUGUUCUAACUGCAGAAAAUCUUUCAAGUUAUUCGCAGACUUUGAAAAGCACUUUUCCACUCACAAGGGUGAAGAAAAACCUUUUUUAUGCACAGUAUGUCCUAAAAGGUUCGCCAAAAAGAAGUACCUUCAAAGUCAUCUCAUAAUUCAUAAUGGCAAAACCCAGCACCAAUGCAACGUUUGUUUUAAAAAGUUUACAGUUAAAAAAAGUUUAGUUUCCCACUUAAGAAUCCAUUCCGGGGAUAAACCGUUCGUUUGUCCAAAAUGCCCCAAAAAAUUCACUUAUAAAGAAUCACUAUUAGCCCAUAUUACCACGCAUAUGGUUGACAAACCUUUCAGAUGUCCGAUUUGCUCUAGAGAUUUUAAAAUAGAACAAUAUUUGAAAAACCAUAUGAUCGUCCAUACGACGGAUAAAUCAUUUGAAUGCAACUUUUGUCGAAGAAAAUAUUUUCGCAGAAAUGAUUUAAAGAAACAUUUGGUGACACAUUCUGACGGUAGAAAUUUCAAAUGCAACUUGUGCCCAAGUAGGUUUUAUGCAAAGUCGGACUUAAAAAGACAUGUUAAUAAACACACAGUAAAAAAAUCGUUCACUUGUGCUAUUUGCUCUAAGUCUUUUACAGAGAAAACUGUGCUGAGAUGCCAUAUCCAACGACAUAACUCACAAAAGGAUUACGGUUGUAUUUCUUGUCAAAAAAGAUUCUUUUCCAAGACCGAAUUAAAAACGCAUAAACGUGUGCAUACAGGAGAACGUCCUUAUAAAUGUUCGAAUUGUUUAAAAUGUUUUUCAAAUUCUGCUGUUUUGAGAAACCAUAUGUUUACGCAUCGAAAUGAAAGAUUAUUUGAGUGCUCGACUUGCCAAAAAAAGUUUACGCAAAAAUGCAUCUUGAUGUGCCACAAAAAAAUACAUUUAGCAGGAAGAGAAAAAAAAUUUCAAUGCGCUAAUUGCGAUAAAAAGUAUUUCACCAAAUCUGCUUUGAUAUCGCAUCUAAAAUUCCAUUCUGAAGAUCGACCAUAUCAAUGUGCUGUAUGCUUUAAGUCGUUUUUCACUAACAGCCAUGUACAGCGCCAUCUUAUUAGUCAUAUGACUGGUAGACCAUUUAAGUGUCAAAUAUGUAAAACUGGUUUUAGAUCUAAAGAAUAUUUAACCCAACACAUUAAGAUCCACAGUGGAACUAAACCAUUUUCUUGUGGAGUUUGUGGAAAGAGGUUUUUGAAGAAAAACAUUUUAACUGAACAUGUGAGGAUCCACACUGGUGAAAAGCCGUUUUCUUGUGAUGAAUGCGGAAAAAGUUUUGCCGCUAAAUCAAAUUUAACUCAUCACGUAAAGAAACAUUGAAUAUUGUGCCUUUUUAUUUUGUUCGUUGCAUGUUAUUUUAUAGUUUCAGUGUUCCAUUGAAUGUUGUGUUUAUUACUAAAUGUACCUAUGUAUGUUUUCAUUUUUGCAACCAUAUUUUAUUAAAGAAAAAGUAUCUGAA
Psylliodes chrysocephalus is the source of this 2195-nucleotide messenger RNA. The record is from the annotation of a GenBank genome assembly. Lineage: Eukaryota; Metazoa; Arthropoda; Insecta; Coleoptera; Chrysomelidae.